Metopolophium dirhodum (rose-grain aphid) is the source of this 788-nucleotide messenger RNA. RefSeq lists its product as uncharacterized. The coding region runs from base 1 to 636 and encodes 211 amino acids. Lineage: Eukaryota; Metazoa; Arthropoda; Insecta; Hemiptera; Aphididae. The transcript is spliced from 3 exons. The record is from RefSeq and is a predicted model, not a curated record.
AUGACUUUGCAAAAUAUUUUUUUGCUAUCAAAUCGCUCAGCUUUAAACUUAAAAGAAGCCAUUAAAUUACUUAAAAAACCAAAUUUAAAUAAUGAUGACGUAGUACAGUGUUAUAACUUGGAGCCAAAAUCAGGUUUGUGGUAUAUGUGUGGGUACAAUCAAAGUUCUGCUGACAGCAUUGAAUGGCAAUCAACAGGCACUCGUUCAUUGCCUAAUGAAAAAAAUCCCACCGUACUAGUCGAAUACUUUUCAUCCGAAAAAGUGAAUAAAAGUGUAUUUAGAUUGACGAAAAAAAACGAAUAUGACGCUGCCUUGGUUAACUAUUCAGAUGUGAACCCUACAUUUGAGAAAUUAAAAAGAACCCGUAUUUCUAAAAAAACAUCUAUCAAAAAUAUUAUGAAAAGCCGUAUCAGACUAAUAAAAAAAUAUAGUAACUCUGUUUCUAUUGUUUCUGAUGAACUAAUUGGACACGAACCUGCAGAAAAACAUGUCAGCAACAAUUUUGGACCAUAUUUAGGAUAUGAUAGUUCCCUUCCAGGAGGUUCUACCUUUGUACAGUCUACAGUCCAUAUAGUAGAAUCUGCUCCGAGUGCUCCGAUUUUAUCACAAUUUAAGGGUACUAUAAUAUUUAUCUAGAUAAGCCAAUUUUUUAUCUAAGAUGAACAUUAGACAAAUCGCAACAUAAUUAUCUAGAUACUCUAAAAGAUAAUUUUUUCAAAAAAUCUUAUCUAGAUAAUUCCCAACACUGCCUACAAGACAUCUGGACCAUCCCAGUGCUUCAUAUGCCA